Messenger RNA from Scophthalmus maximus (turbot), 2800 nucleotides. RefSeq names its product ATP-binding cassette, sub-family F (GCN20), member 1 (gene abcf1). The transcript has 26 exons. Gene Ontology annotation, molecular function: ATP hydrolysis activity; ATP binding. Bases 120 to 2609 code for a protein of 829 amino acids. The record is from RefSeq and is a predicted model, not a curated record. Lineage: Eukaryota; Metazoa; Chordata; Actinopteri; Pleuronectiformes; Scophthalmidae.
UCUGAUCUACGUCGUCACGUCGCUGGGCCGCGUGACCUGUGUGGCUGACAAACUGAACCGGGUAGAAAAGCACAUCGUCCAACUCCGUUGUUUCCAUAAAAUUACAGUUGAGCCAGAAAAUGCCGAGGAAAACGAACGAGGAAACAGAGUGGGUGGGCGAUGACGUAGCAGCAGCUGAAAAAACUGUGAAAAAGGGGAAGAAAGAUAAAAAGGGGAAAAAGAGUUUCUUUGAGGAACUCUCCACGGAUGGCAUACCUGAAAAGGUACAUGAGGUGGCUGUAAAAGAAACUCAGGGAAAACAGAAAAAGAAGAAAGACAGACGGAAAGGAAAAGGUGGAGACGCAGAUGAGGAUGAUGAUGAAACCAAUGUCAUGCUGAAGCUGAAAAAGCUCUCGGUGCAAGCAAGUGACGAGGACGAUGAGCCAGUUAGUGCCACCAGUAAAGAAAACAAGAGGAAAAAGGGUGGAAACAUCUUUGCUGCUCUCAGCCAGGGCCAGAGUGAUGAGGAUGCUGAUAUGGACGAAGAUGAACCAGAAAAAAAGGCUAUAUCUGAUGAGGACGACGAGGCGGUGAAGGACAAUGCUGAAGAGAAAACUAUAAGGAAGACAGAAGCCAAAUCUGAGUCACCACAAAAUGAUAAGGAUGAGAAGCCAAACAAGGGGAAGAAAGAACAACAAAAUAAAAGAAAAGAUGCUGAGCAAUCACCCAGUGAGCGUGAAGAGGAAGAGGAGGAGGAGGAUAGUGACAGAGGUGACAUGAUGAUGAGUGCUGAGGAUGUCAUCGCAGAACAGGCCAAGCAGGAGGGGGACGACCCAUAUGCUAACCUUAGUAAAAAGGAGAAAAAGAAGAAAAAGAAACAGAUGGAGUAUGAGCGUCAGGUGGCCAGUGUUCGGGCUCAGAAUGCCUUGGAGGGAGAUUUCUCCAUUUCCCAGGCGGAGAUGUCUUCCAGACAGGCUAUGCUGGAGAAUGCCUCUGAUAUUAAGCUCGAGAGAUUCAGCAUAUCUGCACAUGGCAAGGAGCUUUUCGUCAAUGCUGACCUUCUGAUUGUAGCAGGAAGAAGAUAUGGUUUGGUUGGACCAAAUGGCAAAGGAAAGACCACAUUACUGAAACACAUAGCCAACAGAGCUCUCAGUAUUCCCCCCAACAUUGAUGUGCUACUGUGUGAACAGGAGGUGGUAGCUGAUGACACGCCGGCUGUGCAGGCGGUGCUGAAAGCAGACACCCGCCGCCUGAAGCUUCUGCAGGAGGAGAAGCAGCUCCAGGCUCGUUUGGAGAGGGGAGAGGACAGUGUGGCUCAGAGGCUGGAAAAGGUCUAUGAAGAGCUGAGAGUGAUAGGAGCAGCAGCAGCUGAGGCCAAAGCAAGACGGAUUCUGGCUGGUCUGUCAUUUACCCCUGAGAUGCAGAACAGACCCACCAAGAGGUUCUCCGGAGGCUGGAGAAUGAGAGUCUCCCUUGCCAGAGCUCUGUUCAUGGAACCCACACUUCUGAUGCUGGAUGAACCCACAAACCACCUGGACCUGAAUGCUGUCAUCUGGCUCAACAACUACCUUCAGGGCUGGAAGAAGACUCUACUCAUAGUUUCCCACGACCAGAGUUUCCUUGACGAUGUGUGUACGGAUAUCAUCCACUUAGACAACCAGAAACUCUACUAUUACAGAGGAAACUACCUGACUUUCAAGAAGAUGUAUGUGCAGAAGCAGAAAGAACUGCAGAAGCAAUAUGACAAGCAGGAGAAGAAACUCAAAGAGCUGAAGGCUGGUGGCAAGUCCACCAAACAGGCUGAGAAACAAACUAAGGACGUCCUGACCAGAAAGCAGCAAAAAGGCAAGAAGAAAGGAGGUCAGGAGGAGGAGAGCCAGGAGGCCACGGAGCUACUGAAGAGGCCAAAAGAAUACACUGUCAAGUUUACUUUCCCGAACCCACCACCUCUCUCACCACCCAUACUGGGACUACACAGUGUUCACUUUGGAUACGAGAGUCAGAAGCCUUUAUUCAAAAACGUGGACUUUGGAAUUGACAUGGACUCCAGGAUUUGUAUAGUAGGACCCAAUGGUGUUGGGAAGAGUACCCUGCUGCUGCUCCUCACUGGGAAACUCAAUCCUACUAAAGGUGAGAUGAGGAAGAAUCAUCGUCUGAAAGUGGGCUUCUUCAACCAGCAGUAUGCUGAUCAGUUAAACAUGGAGGAGGUGGCGACCGAGUACCUAAUGAGGAACUUCAACCUUCCUUAUCAGGACAGCAGGAAGUGCCUGGGGCGUUUUGGCCUGGAGAGCCACGCCCACACCAUUCAGAUCUCCAAACUCUCCGGUGGUCAGAAAGCCAGAGUCGUGUUUGCGGAAUUAUCUUGUCGUCAGCCUGAUGUACUGAUCCUGGAUGAACCAACCAACAAUUUGGACAUUGAGUCCAUUGAUGCCUUAUCAGAGGCCAUCAAUGAAUAUAAAGGAGCUGUGAUCAUUGUGAGUCAUGACGCGCGGCUCAUCACAGAGACUCAGUGCCAACUGUGGGUGGUGGAGGACAGCACGGUUAACCAGAUCGACGGAGACUUCGAUGACUACAAGCGGGAGGUGUUGGAGUCCCUCGGAGAGACCAUGGUUAACAAGGUCAACCCGUGAUCACACAGGACACACUGCUGUGCUACAUCUGGACCAGUCCCCGUGGAUUUGUGGGGAGUGUAUAUUCCCUUUUGAACUGUAACAUCUUGUAACGGGCUGUUAAUCUAACAUGAAAAUAUACGCUGAGAAAAAUGUCUUUAAUGGUGUUAAAGAUCUCAAGUUAAACAAUAAAAUGAAUACAUUUUUCACCA